This is a messenger RNA of Oncorhynchus masou masou (cherry salmon), 6078 nucleotides long. RefSeq names its product F-box-like/WD repeat-containing protein TBL1XR1. Gene Ontology annotation, molecular function: transcription corepressor activity; protein binding. The record is from RefSeq and is a predicted model, not a curated record. Gene Ontology annotation, cellular component: histone deacetylase complex. Lineage: Eukaryota; Metazoa; Chordata; Actinopteri; Salmoniformes; Salmonidae. Gene Ontology annotation, biological process: regulation of transcription by RNA polymerase II. The transcript is spliced from 15 exons. The coding region runs from base 457 to 2013 and encodes 518 amino acids.
AAAGUCGCGUCACUGUGUUGAGUGUCUGAAGCCGUUGGCUUCGAACCGCCUGGCUUUGUAUCUUAUCUAUUAGCGUUAAAAUGUUAAUUAAUUUCCUUGUUAUAUCAAUUUUGCAAUCUUUGGAAAGAGAUAACAUGGUUAAGCUUUAACACGUGGAUUACAUCGGAAGCCAUCUAUCAAAAGAUUUCAGACAAAGUAGGUAGCUAGCUACUGGAUUAUGGGGACACAUUUUGAAAGACCAGCUAGCUAGCCUUGCUAGCUAACCAGCACCGUUCAUAUAAAGAACGAAUCUUGUUUUUUUUUGUUUUGUUGUUGGAACACAGGAAUAAAUGCAAAAAUAUUGAGACCCCUUUCUAAAGAUUGCUGAGUUCCUCCUCUGGAUGGUGGAGCAAUGAGCUUCUGAAAGACACUUGAUCACAUGGCUCCCAUUCCCUUCGUUGACCACCAGGAUUAAAAAUGAGCAUUAGCAGUGAUGAGGUCAACUUCCUGGUGUACAGAUACCUGCAAGAGUCAGGCUUCUCCCACUCGGCGUUCACCUUUGGCAUAGAAAGCCACAUCAGCCAGUCCAAUAUCAACGGAGCCCUGGUUCCCCCUGCUGCCCUCAUCUCCAUCAUCCAGAAGGGCCUGCAGUACGUGGAGGCAGAGGUCAGCAUCAAUGAGGAUGGCACUCUGUUUGACGGGAGGCCCAUCGAGUCGCUGUCUCUGAUCGACGCUGUGAUGCCCGAUGUGGUGCAGACGCGGCAGCAGGCCUACCGGGAAAAGCUGGCCCAUCAGCAGCAGGCAGCCGGGGCUGGCAGCGCCAGUGGCACCCAGGGCCCCCAGCCCGGCAGCACCAAGAAUGGAGAGGGUGGAACCGCUGCCAACGGCGAGGAGAAUGGCGCCCACGCCUUAGCAAACCACCAUGCAGACAUGAUGGAGGUGGACGGGGAUGUUGAGAUUCCCCAGAACAAGGCCAUGGUGCUGCGAGGCCACGAGUCCGAGGUGUUCAUCUGUGCCUGGAACCCCGUCAAUGACCUGCUCGCCUCAGGGUCUGGGGAUUCAACGGCGCGGAUCUGGAACCUGAGUGAGAACAGCACAGGCAGCUCCACCCAGCUGGUGCUGAGACACUGCAUACGGGAGGGGGGUCAGGACGUACCCAGCAACAAAGACGUCACCUCACUGGACUGGAAUAGUGAGGGUACGCUGCUAGCCACAGGCUCGUACGAUGGCUUUGCCAGAAUAUGGACUAAAGACGGUAACCUCGCCAGUACCUUGGGCCAGCACAAAGGUCCUAUAUUUGCCCUCAAAUGGAAUAAGAAAGGCAACUUUAUCCUCAGUGCAGGAGUAGAUAAGACCACGAUCAUUUGGGAUGCUCACACAGGGGAGGCCAAGCAGCAAUUUCCCUUUCACUCAGCGCCGGCCCUGGACGUGGACUGGCAGAGCAACAACACGUUUGCCUCCUGCAGCACGGACAUGUGCAUCCAUGUGUGUAAGCUGGGCCAGGACCGGCCAGUCAAGACCUUCCAGGGACACACGAAUGAAGUGAACGCAAUCAAGUGGGAUCCUACGGGGAGUCUGCUGGCCUCCUGCUCUGACGACAUGACACUCAAGAUCUGGAGUAUGAAGCAGGACUUGUGUGUCCACGACCUGCAGGCCCACAGUAAGGAGAUCUACACUAUCAAGUGGAGCCCCACGGGGCCUGGGACCAACAACCCCAAUGCCAAUCUGAUGCUGGCCAGUGCGUCGUUUGACUCGACUGUGCGCCUGUGGGACGUGGAGCGCGGCGUGUGCAUCCACACGCUCACCCGCCACCAAGAGCCCGUCUACAGUGUGGCCUUCAGCCCCGAUGGGCGCCACCUAGCCAGCGGCUCCUUCGACAAGUGUGUCCACAUCUGGAACACACAGACGGGUGCUUUAGUUCACAGCUACAGGGGAACGGGGGGCAUCUUCGAGGUGUGCUGGAACGCCACGGGGGAUAAAGUGGGAGCCAGCGCGUCAGACGGAUCAGUUUGUGUACUAGACCUGAGGAAAUGACGCUCGUUUGGGGAGCCAUGGACCGACUACGAAUGUGUACAUAGCCAAAAUGACUGUCCCAGCCUGUCGUCUACACUGCUGUAGUCCCAUCAGAAGCCAUGGCCCAUCAUCACAACCACCACCACCAUUACCAUCACAGCCAAACAGAGCACCCCAACACCCCCAUAAACACACAGACUACCCCUCCAGAGAAGAGGUCAAACUAACCCCCAACAAAGGGGAUCUGGACUUCCCUCAAGUCCGACUCAGACCCACAGGAGAGAAAAAUGACUAUAUUAUGGUCACCCGGACAAAAAUCAUAUUGAAGAGAAGAGGACCCAUUGCAUACAGACCAAAAUAUCUGCAAUUUGUUGUUUUAUUUAUUUAUUUUUUAUCCUUUAUACCAGAAAUGAGAAAUGUUAAGCUUCCCCCCCCCCAUGUUGUUGGUGUGUGCAUAUUGUACAUGUCCACAUUUUUUGUUGUCCUGUGGCCAUUUUGUUUUGCUGUAGGUUUGUGUUACAUGUCGAGAGAGGUAAGAUCAGUAGGAUUUUUUUUUUUCUUAAAUUUGGGUUUCAAACUGAUAUUGGGAGAAAUCAUUCAUUUUGGCACUGUACAUGCAUGUUUUUGUGGUUCACAAAUACAUUGAACAAAUAUAUAUUUAUAAAGUUCAAUUCAAAGCUUCAAACAAUUAAAUUCAAAGUUUUUUUUUUCAGUUUGCCAAAAUCCUUUUAUUAAACAUUUUUGGGAGAGCAGCUAGUGGGGAUUAAAGGUGCCAUAUGCAUACUUGUACUUCUUAUUACCUUUAAAUGGCUUCAGGUGUGCAAAACUGUUAGCUUAGUAGACAUCUGAGAAUUCUAAUAAAGAUCAUCACUGCAGCUACUAGAAAGCCCCAUCCUAACUACAUGUGAUGUUAGAUUUGAAUGUAAUGGAUUGGUUAGGGGAAGUUGCAGACACCGUUAUAAGGUCAGUUUGGCAUUUUCUCCCGUUAUGGCUAGGAUUGGGGGAUGGUAAGCUGAUCCUCGAUCUGUGCCUCCGGGGAGCUUUUAGCCAGAAUAUAGGGAUGGCAGUGCUUUGGGUAGCUCAUGAAUGACAGGACAACCCACAUUCAAAGCCACAAUGUCCUACAGGCGGGUUGUGUUCAGUAGUACACUAAGUAGCAACAAGUUUUGCAAUGGAAAAACACGUGUUUCACUUUGGACACGUUCAUUUAGAACCUCCACGUUUCAGAACGAUUUCUCCCUAUUGAACACUCUCCCUGUAUCCUGAUUGGUUGAUAGCGGAUGUUACAAUUAACAUCUGAGCUGUGCUAUUCACGAUAUGUUGUACCUCCACUGUCCAUUGCGUGCUAAGCUAACAAAUGCUAAAUGAUAAUCAGACUAAGCCAUCACUUAAGUUUAUUUUUUGCUUUGUUUUGUUGACCGGUCUUGCUUGGUAAUUAAUCUGGACAUACUGUCUUGAUUUCAGCAGUAACACUUGCAUUACACCGGCCCUUUCAAAUGUCUGCAGUCAGUUUCAACCAUGCUUCCUUCAGUCGACAACCAACUCAUCACAUUUGAAAUGUUAACGCUGGGCAACCUUAUUGCAAUUUGUCAUGUUGAGCAAAAUGUUUAUGAUUGUCAUUGACUGUUGAUGUCUGGGAUCUAGUGAUGUUUAUGUUGAUGUCUUCAGGUGUCAUGUUUAGGUGGUUGACUCCGACGUCAAAGUUAGCCGGUAGUUUUCGGACCCGAACGAGGUCUAAAGGCGUCCGCAUGCUUCAGUUUGCCUGGCGGCUAGCCAAAGUCGGCUAGGCGAACUGAACAGGUGUGCUCGUAGACUUCCGUAAAAGACUUUCACUUAAAAAAAAUUAAACAAGCGGCAAUAGUACUGUUUGUCCAUUUUGAGACACCUUAGCCAGUAUACACUUUCUCAAAAUAAUCCAAAUUAAUCUAAGAUUAAUCUAAAUCCUGAGUUAUUAUUAUUAAUUUUUUACCUUUGUUUAACUAGGCAAGUCAGUCGGUUAAUUUUUAUUUUCGAUGACGGCCUAGGAACAGUGGGUUAACUGCCUUGUUCAGGAGCAGAACAACAGAUUUUUACCUUGUCAGUUUGGGAAUUCGAUCUGGCAACCUUCAGGUUACUAGUCCAACACUAACCACUAGGUUACCUGCCGCCCCAAAUCUAUCAUUAAUUUUUACAUUUUUGCAGAGGAGAUCUUAGAUAUAAAAUUGUGCGACUAAGAUAUUUGGUGCAGUAUUUCUCAAUGAAAAAAUGUGCAUGAAAAUGAGUUGUCUCGUUGAAUGUCAACACAGACUUCACUGAAGAAUCCUGUUCUUCAGGAAUUUGACCAAUCACUGACGAACAGGUGUAGACUUCAGCUACCAACCUCGGCUUUUCUCAAGAAAAUAUUGUGUGCCUGGAAAAACCCUUACUGAAGUCCAAAAUGAACAAAAACAUCACAAAAUGUCCUCAUAAUAUUUGCACAAACUCUUCCAAACUGUUUCGGCUGGGAAGCAUGCGGACGCCUUUACACGAGAUUAGUCUACGUUCCAAGACUACUUUUUGAGUUCUAUAAACAUCUGACAAAGUUAGAUUUUUGGAGUGAACCAUUGCUUUAAGUGUUCUGUUUAGGACACAAUGCUGUGUCUGCUCUUUGGUCGUGGUUUUAAAAGUGAUUUUGUGCACAGCACCAACACAGGCUGUGUUGAGGCCUAUGCAUGGAUAGACAAUGUUUUUGUUUUGUGGUGUUUCAGAAGGUGCAGGUUUUUUUUAAUUGUAAUUUUUUUUUUACGCCUUUUUUUUACGCCUUUUUUUUUGCAGGGAGAUUCGUUGAGAUGAGAAGCAGACUUUGGGACAUAUAUGACUUCAUGUAACUAUAUAUAAUAUAUCUGUGACAUCACAGGCAAUUCUUUUUUAUAUGCCACUCAAGUGCAAGGGUGGUUUUAAAAAAAAAUCUAACUCUUGAAGACAUGCUUGGAAAAUGUGGCGGUACUAUACAUCAUGUGGGUCUUUUACCAUGAGAAAUGGUUCUUUAUAAAAUACCAUUAAACGGUCAUAGCUAUAAAAGAGAACAGCAGCCCGAAGACUGGGUUUAUGUUAUUUUUUUCCUGCACUUCAGAAUAAUGCGUAACAGGGAGAUGUUUAAACCAGGGUUGUAGUCAAUUCUAUUUUGAUUCAUUCUGUAAGUGAACUUUCAAUUCAAGAAUUGAAAAAAAUUCCUCAUUCAAAAUGAAGGCCACUUUUUUUUUUACAUUCUUGAAUUGGAAUUUCAGUUCAUCCCAUAAAUUUAAUUUAGAGUUGACUCCCAACCCUGGUUGGCACAUCCAGACAGGGAUUAAUGCUCGUGGUUUUAUUUCACUCAGCUGAACGUGUGCAGUAGUUCCGUUAAAAAGGAAGGGGAAAUAGUAGUGUCUAAACUGUUGACUUAUUGGUUACACAUUGGAUCCAGGCCAACUUCAUGGCAUUCCAAAAUCCCAUAUCUUAGCCCUAGCUAUCAUCCUGUUGCUUUAAAACAACAAUGUUGUUUUUUGUUGUCUUUUCAAAGGCCUCCUUUGCGAUUUUCUUUCUCAGAAUGUCACUUGUUUUACAAAUUUUGUACAGAAGCUAAGAGUAUUUUGAAGUUUUCUUUAAUAUAAUCAACAGUGAGUGGAUUGUACCAUGAUGACACGAUUUAUUAUGAAGUCUAUGACAGUGGAAUGGUAUUUUAUAACCCUUUUGUUUUUAAAAAGAGUCGCUUUUUACACUGCAUUCAAGUGUUUGCUAUUUUUUUUGUUCCUACCUAAAGUACUAAUUCUAUCUUUGCUAUGUCUAAAAAGCCCUUGAAGGUUUUGUACUCUUUGGAAACUUUUAUAAUUCAGAUUUAUUUGUAGCUAUGUACGCAAAAAUGAACAAAAACAAUAAAUCUCAACUUUAACAAGGACGUGUCAUAACACCCUGGACCAUGUAAAUAAAUACCUGUUUGCAGAUUUUUUUUUUUGUUCCAUGUCUUUGCCCUCACCCUUAUGUUCUCUCUCUCAUAUGGUUGCUGAGACUCUCUCUGCAACCUACGCAUUUGACUGUUGUAAUAUCACUCAGAUCUUUGAAACUUCUAGAAUAAAAUCUAUUUUGAUAAUA